ACACAAUGUCUUCUUCUUCUGCUUCACUUACACUCUUCUUCUUCUUUGCUUCUACAUUCCUCAAUGCCCACGCAUUCAACAUCACACGCAUCUUAAACCUGAACAAUGAGUUCUCUACUUUCAACAACCUUCUCUCCCAAACCGGACUCGCUUCCACCAUCAACUCCCGUCAAACCAUAACCGUUCUCGCCCUCUCCAACGACGCAGUGUCCGUUUUCUCCGACCAAUCAACCGAAGACAACAAGAAAAUCCUCAGCCUCCACGUCAUUCUAGAUUACUACGACAUCAAGAAACUCAAGAACCUCAACAAAAAAUCAGUAAUACUCACCACUCUCUUCCAAUCAAGCGGUCAAGCCAAAGGCCAGCAAGGUUUCAUAAACGCAACCGUUAUGAGCAACGGCGACGUCAUGUUCGGUUCCGCGGUUCCCGGAUCUAUCCUUGACGCUAAGCUUAUAGACUCUGUUGCGACACAUCCGUAUAACAUCUCCGUGCUUCAUAUUAGCAGUUACAUACCUAUCAUGAAUCCUGAAGGUCCUUCAGAUCAUGGUUCAUCUUCUUCACCACUUCCUCCACAACCUCCCGGUGAUGAUGAUUAUACUUAUGACGAGCCACCAUCCCCACCGUCCUCUACUACUAAGCCUGUUGUUGCUGCUGCUACUGCAAAAGCCAACUCAACAAGUGGAGUUUCAGCGAUUACUACUCAUAACUUGGCGUUUGCGUUUGUGAUCUCAUCCUUUUGGUUCUUCAUUACGGUCUGGUGAUGAAUAACAGAGUGCAAUAAUUAAAUAAACCAAAUCAGUGAAAGCCAGAAAAAAAAAGUGGAGAUUGGCAGCAAAAAGCUUUUAAGCUUUUUCACUCAAAACACAAAAGGGAGUUCAAGUUUCACAAGUUCUAUGGAACAAGGCAACAAAAUCUAAAGAAGAAAUAAAGUGGUUGAUGAUACAAUAAGGAUGGAGAAAUUUGUAAAACUCAAAAGUUCUUUAUUUAUUUGGAAGCGUAGAUAUAAUCCUUACUAAGCUGUGAAAGAUUUCAAUUGGAAGCAAUAAAGAGAAUAAAACAUGUAAGGUUUUCUUAAUA
Raphanus sativus (radish) is the source of this 1077-nucleotide messenger RNA. RefSeq names its product fasciclin-like arabinogalactan protein 14. Gene Ontology annotation, cellular component: plasma membrane. The record is from RefSeq and is a predicted model, not a curated record. The coding region runs from base 6 to 761 and encodes 251 amino acids. NCBI's taxonomy places the organism in Eukaryota, Viridiplantae, Streptophyta, Magnoliopsida, Brassicales, Brassicaceae. The transcript has a single exon.